CGGCCUUUGUCUGGGAGUCGCCAUCUUGGGCUGUGUGUCUGCUGCCCAGGAAGCUCCUGCGCAGCUCUGGUGGCGCGGUGACGCCGUGGGUGCAGGGCAAUGGUAGGAGGGCGCCCGCGGCCCCGAGAAGCGGACCCGAUCCCUCCUAUCUCCCUGAGAGGAAGGCCACAGUAGGGCACUGGUGGAUAAGAAUCAAGGAGGAGAAUCAAGAUGCUCCAAAUGACAGUCAGGUCACUCUCUGAAGCUCAGCUGCCUCCUCAACCAUCAGGUCUAGGUGGCUGUGCUGUAGACUCUGUUGCCCUGUGACGUGCUGGUGCGGGGAGUUCCAUAGGGAAGACGCUCGAUGCCCUGGAAGCCAGAAAUGGGGUUGGUGUCAUUUGAGGAUAUAGCUGUGGAAUUCACCUGGCAGGAGUGGCAGGAGCUGAGUGAAGGUCAGAGGACCCUCUACAGGGAUGUGAUGCUGGAGAACUACAGCAACUUGCUGUUCUUGGGGCACUGCAAGACCAAACCUGAGUUGAUCUUCAAUUUGGAGCAAAGACUUGGAUCAUGGAUUGUAGGAGAAACCGCAGACCAGAGUAUCCCAGAUUUCCAGGAAAUGAAUGUCCUGGACAAGUUCUGUCCAGAAGCCAAAACAAGGCAUGUGUGGCAAGUUGUGCUCGACAAUGAUACAUCAAAGGAUUUGACUGGAGUAGGGAAGGCUUUCAGUGUGAGUGCAAACCAUGUUUCAAAUCAGAAUAGAAAGAGUGAGAACCCACGAGGAAUGAGUCCUGGAAAGUUUAUUCUGUGGAAGAAUGUUUAUCUCCGUAGUGAUGCUGAUGAGCUAGAAGUUGAACCAGAUGACCUGAAUGGAACUGUAAAAUCCAUCAAACAUCCAGAGCAUGUUACUCUGUACAAGUCUGAAAAUUCACAAAGUUCUUUUCAAAGUCUUAUACCAGGGAAAUCCUUCAACACAAAAGCAGUAUUACUGACUCAUAAAUUCAGUGAAUAUGCAAAGUCUUUAGGUGAUACAGCUUUUAUUGGCAAAGAGAUGGCUCACAUAAGGGGGAAAUCUUUUGAAUGUAACAUAUCAGAAAUAAAGUAUAACAAGUCUGACCUUGAUGAAAAUGAGCAAAGACACCCUGGAGAGAAACAUUACAAAUGUAGUGACUUUGAGAACCCUUUCAUUAUUGAAUCAUACCUUCCAAAACAUAAGGUACAGCAUGCAGGAGAAAAACUCUUUGCCCAGGAGGAAUACGAGUUUUCUCAGCAGUCAGAAGUGAAACUCCAUCAGAAAAUCCACAGAGGGAAAAAGUCCUAUGAAUGUAAAAUAUGUGGAAAGUGCUUUCAUUGGAAAACUAGCUUCAACAGACAUCAUAGUACUCACACUGGUGAGAAGCCCUAUGAAUGCAAUGAAUGUAGGAAAGCUUUCUGCCAAAAGUCACACCUCACUCAGCAUCAGAGAGUUCAUACAGGUGAGAGACCAUAUAUAUGUCUAGAAUGCAGGAAAGCUUUCUAUCGUAAGUCAGAGCUCACUGACCAUCAGAGAAUUCACACAGGUGAGAAGCCGUAUGAAUGUAAGGAAUGUGGGAAAGCUUUUUGCCAAAAGCCCCAACUCACUUUACAUCAGAGAAUUCAUACAGGUGAGAAGCCCUAUGAAUGUGCAGAAUGUGGGAAAGCCUUCUCCACCAAGUCCUACUUAACUGUACAUCAGAGGACUCACACAGGCGAGAAGCCAUAUGAAUGUACAGUGUGCAGGAAGUCGUUUAUCUGUAAGUCAAGUUUCAGCCAUCAUUGGAGAACUCAUACUGGUGAGAAACCCUAUGAAUGCAAGCAGUGUAUGAAGACAUUCUACCGGAAAUCAGGCUUGACUCGACACCAGAGAACUCACACAGGUGACAAACCCUAUGAAUGCCAGUUAUGUGAGAAAGCUUUUUACUGCACUUCCCACCUCACUGUACAUCAGAGGACUCAUACAGGUGAGAAACCCUAUGAAUGCAAGGAAUGUAGGAAAUCUUUCUAUGAUAAGUCAAACCUUAGAAGGCAUCAGAAGAUUCAUACCAUGGAGAAAGCCUGUGAAUGCAAACAAUGUAACAAAUCUUUGCUGAGUAACACUUUGCAGCAUCAGACAAUGUACUAUGAAUAUGAAGAAUGCAAGAAAGCUUUGCACCAUAAAACAAACUUUACUUAAACAUCUAACACUUCUUACAGGUAAGGGGACCUGUGAAUGUAAAGAACAUUGGGAAACAUUUACCCACAUGACAGAUCAGAUCUUACUGUACAUAGGAGUACUCACAUGAGAGAUUAAACCUUAUGAAUAAACAGUGAAGGAAAAACCUUUAUUUAUGCUUUUUUUUAAAAAAAUCAAACUCACAAUUUACUGUGGCAAGUUAAUUUAGCUGGUACAUUAGUGAUUGCUUUUAUCCCAACAUAAGAUAUGUUUAUGGUAGGGGGUCAUUUGUACUCUGGCACUAGAGGAUGACACCAUGACUUAAAAGAAAAUAGGGCCAAGUUUUCUACUUAAGGUUCUCCUAACAUACUAUCAGAACUUGAUGUGAAACCAAUGAUGGUGAAGAAUUGCCCCCAACUCUGAAUAGAAUUUGGAACUCAUUGCUGGGUGUGUUGGUGCAUGCUUAUAAUCUCAAUACUUGGAAGAUUGAGGAAGGAGAUCAGGAAUUAUAGUCUUGGCUACAGAGCUAUUUCAAACCCAGCCUCUGUUACAUGAGACCUUAAAAAAAACAGCAACCAGAUGAAACAACCAGAUGAUUAAAAAUACAAGAAUUUGAGAAUCUAAUGGUGUCAUAAACCCUGUAUGUGACAAAGAACAAGAACACAAUUAGGGAAAAUGUUGCCAUACUUUACUUCCAUUUGAAUCAAAUAUGCUAUAGGAGUUUUGUAGAAACGUGUGGAAUAUUGUGGAAAUUUAUGGUAAUGGGCAUCGCUUCACUCAAAAGUGAGUCCACUUGAAUUUAAGCAGUUAGGGCUGUGGAUGUAGCUCGGUGGCAGAGUGCUUGACCACUAAUAAUGUUAGCUGUGUUUCAUAUAGAUUGCUGGUUAUAUCCUUAAAAUUUUUAUUAUAUUUACUUGUGUAUGCGUUUCAUAUCACAUAUGUCAAGGGCAGAGGACAAACUCUCCAAAGUUAGUUUCCUCCUACCUGGUGGGUCCUUAGUAUAAAACUCAGGUUGUUAGACUUGGCAGCAAGUGUCUUUAUCCUCCCUCUGAGCUAUCUCUAGGCCUGUAUUUUAUACUAAUUAAGUUUGAUAAAAUAAAAGCAGUUCUGGAGGUAGUCCAUCCAGUUGGUAAGGAUAUUUGUUUUAUCAUUUUUGGAAAAAUCUCCCUAACUUUUCAAUUUGGAGAGAAGGUCUUGCUAUACACCCUGGUUAAUAUUAAAGUCCUGCUCUUCCUCUCUUACAAAGUGCUUAGAUUACAUGUAUGUGCUAUUCUUUUGCCCAGCAUAAAAUUUUAAGGUUUAAAAAAAUUAAGACUGAAAACUUCUAGAGCUCUUUGGCUGUUGUCUGUAUGUCUAAAUGUUCCAUCACUGUGUUACAAAAAUUUGCGCAAAUGAAAGAUUUGAUUUCACAGCUCAGUGAUAGGAUGCCAAAUCUGUGAAGAUCAAGAAAAAUGAGGGUAGUGUGAAGUUCAGAGUUCAUAGCAGUAGAUACGUAUACCUUGAUCAUCACAGCCAAGCAGAAGCCAAGAAAGCUGAAGAAGAUAAUGAAGGAGUUGAAAUGAAACAUAUCCUCAUUUGGAUUAAAAUCCUACAAUGUAAAGAAAUUCUGUUCAUAUAACUUGGGCGUUAAUUGGAAAUAAAAUAUUUAAAAAUUAUUUCAAAUCAUGUUCAAUGUGUGUACAAGCAGGAAGGUUAUUCCCAGUCAGCAUAAAUUGACCUCCAACCUGCAGCACUUGUGGUUGACAUAAAUGAAAAUUUAUUAUUUAAUGCUCAAAUUUAGUGAACAGGUUUGAACACACCUUAAGUAUAAGUAUGUUCAAUAUUAUAUAUUUUUGUUUUAGAAAUCUGAAUUAAGGGCACUCAGCCUAAGUACAGAAUAUUUGUUACUUAUGUAACAAAUACAUUGGGAUAGGGUGCAUGCCUUUUUAUGUAUGUGAUUCUGAUUACAGUUUCAGACUUCCACAGAGUAUUAAAAUGUUGUGGUCAUAUUAGUUAACUUGGCAUUACUGUGGGCAACUAGCUGACAGAACCAGUAUAAGGGUGUACAUAUUUAUUUUAGGUCAUAAUUUCAUAUAGUCAAUAGUUUCUUGAUUCUGACCAUGAGUAGAUCGUGGUUGGCAGAAGCACUUUUUAUCCUAUAGUUAGGACACAGCAAAGAAGAGGCUGAGUAUCACGCUUAUUCUUUAAAGGUAUCUAACAGUGGCAUACAUUAGAAAAAAAUCUUCCUGAAGUUUAUAUCAUCUCAAAAGCAUUGCCACAAUCUUAGAACCCAGCAUCCAACACAAAAGCCUUUGGGCAACGUUUCAGAUUCAAAUCAGAAUGUACAGUUUUCACAUUAAACAGCUACCCCGUUUAUUUUUUGUUAAACAUAUGUUCAUAUAGAGUUGUAUGGGUAUUUUUAUAAAACUAUUCAGAUUGAAACUGAAGUGCUAUCUAUUGCCUCAAGAGGGCGAUUGCUAAUGUAUUUAUAGUGUUUAACCAACAUAGAACCUGUUAUCGUGUCUAAUCUCAGCAAUUCAUGUUGAAAAGCAGAAAUCUGGUACACAAUUGUUUAUAGUUGACAUCUGAAUUAAAACAUUUUUGGC
Messenger RNA from Microtus oregoni (creeping vole), 4731 nucleotides. RefSeq names its product zinc finger protein 39-like. The record is from RefSeq and is a predicted model, not a curated record. The transcript has 6 exons. Gene Ontology annotation, biological process: regulation of transcription by RNA polymerase II. Gene Ontology annotation, molecular function: RNA polymerase II cis-regulatory region sequence-specific DNA binding; DNA-binding transcription factor activity. NCBI's taxonomy places the organism in Eukaryota, Metazoa, Chordata, Mammalia, Rodentia, Cricetidae. Bases 344 to 2167 code for a protein of 607 amino acids.